Molecule: messenger RNA, 5765 nt
Organism: Anguilla anguilla (European eel)
Lineage: Eukaryota; Metazoa; Chordata; Actinopteri; Anguilliformes; Anguillidae
Gene: suox
Product: sulfite oxidase
Exons: 4
Coding region: 1943-3730 (595 amino acids)
Cellular component (GO): mitochondrion
Molecular function (GO): heme binding; molybdenum ion binding; oxidoreductase activity
Source: RefSeq, a predicted model, not a curated record
AGCAAUUUUGCAAGCCUCCUGGCUACCCUUCCAUGAAAGCUAUGCUUGUUCAGUCUUUUCCUAAUGGUGGAGUAAUGAACUGUAGCAUUUACCAUGUUGACAGAGGCCUGUAGGUCCAUGAAAGUAACUUCAGGGUUCUUAGCAAUUUUUUGGAGCAUUAAGUGGGCUCAUCUUGGGAUGAAUUUGUUGGGACUCCCACUCCUGAGUAGAUUGCUGUCCAUCUUGAAUGUUCUCCAUUUGUAAAUGAUCUGUUGAAUAAUGGACUUCAUAUUGUUUAGAAAUGGCUUUAAACCCUUGCUUCUCUGAGAUCAACACAGAUAUAUUUUGCCCUUGGUGUGCUGUGUUAACGCAGACCUGAUCCAAACAGAAAUGUCUGCUUUUAUAUACAGGUGAUAGCACUACCUGAUGAUCAAGUAAUCAUGUGCCCAUGAUUGGCAGCAUCGUAAAAACGUCCCAUCCCUACUUCAGACCAUAAAACCUGAGUGCUCAUAUACAAGUCACUGUAAAGCCAGCUGGUUAUUAUAAACUUCCGUAAGUGUGUAAAAUAUCCUUCAUUACGUGAGUCACUAGUUUUUCCACAGGCAGUUUUCACGUGAAAUCUCAGUGUGAAAUCAGGAGAGCCUUCUUUGAUCACUGUCCAAAUCAUCUUGAUAAGUUGUCAUGGUCAAUUUUCACGGUAUCUUUUGUCAUUAGCCUACUUGAUGAUGCUUGUAAACGUUUGUUGUAAAGAUAUGCAUCUUUCUCCUGAAGUUGGUUGUAAAGGACAAGUAGUUUUUUUUUUUUUUGUGAAGUAGUUGGAUAAUUUUUUUUGUCUGUCCCAGAACUCCCUCCGUGACAUCAGUGUUCUUUUCUUGUGCCAAUAAUUUGUGCAAUAAUAACGUGAAAUUGAGUUCAGAUCAACCGUUCCUGUCAAAUCAUGGAUUUCAAGAGGGAGCUUUGUCAGAUCAAGUCUGCCAACUUGCUUGGGGGCCAAAAACCUACAGGGGGAAAAUUAAAGAAUUUAGUUUCCAUACAACAAGUCAUACCUGAUGGUUUCUUGAUGGUGAAGGGUGAUCUGUUAAUUUGACUACACAAUAGCCUAUAUUGAAUCAGUCUGCAUGAAAUUUACCAGGUAGAUACUGGUGCACUUGGUUACCCAAUGACUUUUUGUUCGAAAUUAUGUCCAUAUUACUUUCCUUCUGCUCCCUGUGUUAGGAAAACAGAUAGCUUUUAUGAGGUUAUUAACCACUAAGUGCAUGAUUAGUCAGGUCAUUGUGCUGAUCCAGUGUCUAUGGACACUCCAUAGGAUAUUGAUUGUAAUGAAAUUUUAAAUUAAUAAUGGUGAGUCAUGUGAUUAAGAAAGUGAACAAUCCCUUCAAAACAUAACUUUUAUAAAGGUAGCGUCUGUUCUUUCCUGGUCGUUUUUUCCAUCAGAUGAACAAAAAAUGAGAUAUUUCCAGAUAAAAUUCAAAAACUGAAGCAGGGAAUACAAAGCAAGCCUUCAUGCUUUAUAGCUGGCUGACAUUUUUCAUUUGAACCUGGCGCACAAUGCACAAGUUGACAGGCGGUGUGGUGAAAUUCACAUUGAAGGGGUGGCUCACUCAAAAAUAGGGUUGGGUAUCAUUUAGAUUUUAUUGAUUCCGGUUACCAUUUUAAUUCUGUCGAAUCCGGUUCUUAUCGAAUCCUGGUUCUGAUACCUGUCACACUGUUUGAGUGCAAAAAGAAACCAAAAUGUGUUGUACGCCAAACCAAUGGUGGAGGUGGAUGGGUGAGGUGGAAUGGGAGGUUUGCUGUUGUGGCCGAAAAAUCUGUGGAAUCUGUGUGACGCUGUCGAGUCAGCAUGGACCAGAAUCCCGAAGGAAUGUUUGCCGCACCUUGCUGUUGAAUCCCUGUCCUGAAGAUGUCAAGCUGUUCCUGAGGCAAAAAUGGGUCCUACCUGGUAUUAGAUAGGUGACCAAAUGCAAUGCUGCUCUUCAGACACUGUCCAGGUCUUACCCGGGUUGGGCUGCUCAAGCCUCAGAGGUUCCAGCCGAGGCCCGGGGCGGCCUCUGCUCUGGCCCCGUGGGCUCGCUGGGGCAGCGGCGGUGGCGGCGAUGGCGGCGGGGGGCGCGACUCGGGGCAGUACUUCCACGGUCGCGCCCCUGGCUGGGGCCACCUGUUUGCCGGGCUGCUGGCGGGGACAGGCGCUGUACUGGCUUACGGCCUUCACCAAAACCGGGUGGAACGGGCGGCCACCACCGCCCAGCCCGUGGGGGAAGCCCCAAAGUUCCCCAUCUUCACGCAGGAGGAAGUGGCUAAGCACCGCACCCUGGCCGACGGCGUGUGGGUGACCUACAAGGGCGGGGUUUAUGACAUCACCGACUUUGUGGCGGUGCACCCGGGCGGCUCCAAGAUCAUGCUGGCGGCCGGGGGGGCGCUGGAGCCCUUCUGGGCCAUGUACGCCGUGCACGGGCAGGAGCACGUGCUGGAGAUCCUGUCCGAGUACAAGGUGGGCGAGCUCUGCCUGCAGGACCAGCGGCAGCAGCAGGUGGCGGGGGCCUCGUGCUCCGACCCCUACUCCGGCGACCCCCCCAGGCACCCCGCGCUGAGGGUCAACAGCCAGAAGCCCUUCAACGCCGAGCCCCCGUCCGAGAUCCUGUCGGAGAACUUCAUCACCCCCACGGCCUUCUUCUUCAAGCGGAACCACCUCCCCGUGCCCGAGGUGGACCCCGCCACCUACCGGCUGGAGGUCGAGGGGCUGCCGAACGGGCCGCUGUCCCUGUCGCUGGACGAGCUGAAGACGCGCUUCCCCAAGCACACGGUGACGGCCACCCUGCAGUGCGCCGGCAACCGCCGCUCGGAGAUGAACCGCGUCAAGCAGGUCAAGGGGCUCAACUGGGGCAUCGCCGCCAUCAGCAACGCCACCUGGGCGGGCGCCCGCCUCCGCGACGUGCUGCUGGCCGGCGGGUACGCCCCCGGCGGCGGCGCCGUCCGCCACGUGCAGUUCGAGGGCCUGGACAAGGACGUGACGGGCACCACCUACGGGGCGUCCAUCCCCGUGGGCAAGGCGCUGAGCGAGGAGGGCGACGUCCUGCUGGCCUACGAGAUGAACGGCGAGGAGCUGCCGGCCGACCACGGCUUCCCCGUGCGGGCGGUGGUGCCGGGCACGGUGGGGGCGCGCAACGUCAAGUGGCUGGGCCGGAUCGUGCUGAGCGCGGAGGAGAGCGCCAGCCACUGGCAGCAGAACGACUACAAGGGCUUCGCGCCCUGCACCGACUGGGACACGGUGGACUUCAAGUCGGCGCCGGCCAUCCAGGAGCUGCCGGUGCAGUCGGCCAUCACGCAGCCGACGGAGGGCGGCGUGGUGGAGCGCUCCGCCGAGGAGGUGACGGUCAAGGGCUACGCCUGGAGCGGGGGCGGGCGGGAGGUGGUGCGGGUGGACGUGUCGCUGGACGGGGGCCGGACGUGGCAGGUGGCCCGGCUGCGGGGCGGGGAGGUGGAGGUGGAGGAGGAGGGGGAGGGGGAUGGGGAGGAGGGGGAGGAGCGGAGGAGCGUCUCCCCGCCUCCGCCCCCUCCGGGCCGGGCCUGGGCCUGGAAGCUGUGGGAGCUGACGGCGCCCCUGCCCGAGGACGCCCGGGAGCUGGAGAUCGUGUGCAAGGCGGUGGACAGCAGCUACAACGUGCAGCCCGACUCGGUGGGGCCCAUAUGGAACCUCCGGGGCGUCCUGAGCAACGCCUGGCACCGCGUCCGGGUGACCGUGAGCGAGGACUAGGACCGCCCGUGGGUUCCCCCUCAGACCGAGUUCGGCUCAGCGCACACAGAGCCGCGUUCUGAUCCGGACUGAACCUCCAGGGGCCCCGGGCCAGGGCCCCAGGGCCCCACACACUGUUCGUCUGUGAGAGGGGGAGGAAUCCGCUCUGCUCUGUAACUUGGUCUCAGCUUUGAAUAGGAAAAUGCAGCGAUGAAAGAAAAAACACCGUUACUGACUCAGGACCGAAAAUUCAAAGCAGGAUCCUCCUACCGUCUGUUUCCUUCACGCACAAACAGAAGGACCUUUUUCGUGGUUGUGAGAAAUGAAUUGGGGUAAAUGGCUUUGGUGGAAAACUAGGUUUAUGAAGACAUAGCGGCCUGGGAGAUUAUAACCCAACAGCUGCUUAAAAUACACCAAACACAUAAGCUCACUGCAGUCUAUCCCUUGGAAGGUUCUAGAAGACUCCUUCACAUUUGGAUUCUGUAAUUCUGUACAAUUUUAAAAUAAUCUUUAUUUUAUCAAAAAUUUAUCAAAUUUUUUAAUUUAGUCACCCACUUUAAAUUUUAUAUGAAAACGAUAUAAUUAUCUGCUUCCUACUUUGAGAAGCUAAUAAAAAUAAACACAUUUUAUUUUCAGCAUGACCAAAGAACGUCACUGGAUUCCCUACCUUCCAGUGAUUGCUUAUGAUAAAGUCAUGAAACACUAAUGUUCUAACUACAAAAUAUAAUAUUUCAGAAUUUGUACUAUAUUAUGCCGGCUGCUCUAACAUAACUGAUACCUGCUUGUUUGGCUCCGCCUACGGCUUCUGAUAAGUGUCUGACAGUCACUGGCGAACAAGCAAGAAGGACAUCAAUGGUUUCACAUUUUAUUUGGGCCAGGCGCCAACCAUGUGAAAGUAUGCUUUUAUUUAGCCUUUUAUCAUUUUAAUUUUCCUUUAUCCGUGAAUAUCUUAUUUGUCACAAAACUUGGGUGAUCUUUGUACUUGGUUGGUUCAAGUGACGCUACCACUCAAUUGUGCCAUUUAUGUGUUCCAUGGAGUAUUCCACUGAAUAUUCCAUCAAUAAUGAUUGGUCUGUGAUUGUGAAAUUUUAGAUACUUUAUAAAUGAUCAAAAAGUCUUACAAAUCUCUUAGCAAUUGUAUGGCUGCCACAUGCCCGUCAACUGCUUUAUUUAUCGUCGUUGCGUUUAAAUUAUCCGGUCAUGACCUGGUGGUGGGUCUGGCCUUUUUGUGGAUUUCAUUUUUUUUUCCGUCCACACCUUCAUAGGAACUAGCCAGAGAUUUAGGGUUUUAACAAACAAGCUAAGCUCAUGCUAACAUUUGAUAGACGUAGACUGCUUUAAAUAAAGCUCACUAAACAUGAUUUAAGACUAUUCUUACAUCUUGUUAAAUGAUAAUUGUAAUUUCCAUUUGAUGUCUGUAUGCACGGUUUCAAAUGUAGGUAGACAAUUAUUCUUAAUUUGACAGGUGUCAUGAUGAUUCAUGUUUGUUGGGUUCAUUAUUGGAGUCAAGAAGCUAUAUUUCAAAAGGCAGAAUUCUGCUUAUUGGUUUGUUAUGGAUUUAAAGAUGUGAUUUGCAGUGAAGGGAUUUGGUGACUGUUUUGUAAAGAAUAGAAAAUUUACCUGUAGUCAUUAAUGUUGGAUAUUUGGUUAAAAAUUGUUCAGCCACGUUUAAAGUAGGAUAAAGGUAUUCAUACUGGAUAUUUUACUUAGUGUGUCCGUUACUGCUGAAACCGGGUAGCACAGGUUUUGUUCCUGGGUCUUAAACAAACUGAAGACUGAGUAAUCAAGGGACAAAAAGCACUUUAAUUGUUUGUUUCUGUGUCAUAACAGUGUUGAAUCCCUUUCCUAACAUUCAUGUGUCAUCUUGAAUCAUUUGCAAUUCCAGCAGGUCUACUACAGUGCCUUAAGAUUUGUUUUAAAAUAGUAUAAUUUAUUGGUGUAUGAUCAAUCAUAUUUUAUUUUUAGACAUUGUCUAAUUAAAUUACGUGCAAUUUAUGAAUGCAACAGUGUGGUUGUGCUUUUCAUGAUGGUGUAAUAAAAAUGUAUUUUUCUGUGU